GCAGUCACUAUCUCGGACGACGGACCAAAAAAGGAAGUCGUGAAGUUGUUAGAGAAAUGAAGAUUACCGUGAUCGUCUUGUCCGUCGUGGUAGCAUUGUUUGGGGUCGCAAGUGCCGUCCUGGGGUUCAUCGCCGAGGGCACCAAGCUCACGCGGAAUGACAUUGAGGUGUACAGCAACGAGUGCGUGUACCCUGACAACCCGGCAUACGCGCUGGGGUUACUGGCGGCCCUCCUGCUACUGUUGGCCCAGAUCACCGCCUCGGCCGUCGGCGGUUGCUGCGGCCGCUGCAUGCCUCGGGGCGCCGGCUUCUCCAGGUCCAAGGCCGUUGCCAAGUCCAAGCGGGCCAUUGGCGCCGCCCUCUGCGUCCUCUCAUGGAUAAUGGCGUUGAUCGCGGAGCGGUUCUUCUUGGUAGGUGCGGCGGCGAACAUCCCCAUGACGCGCGAAACUAGCCAGGGCCGGGGGUGUCACGCCGUCAAGGACGGCGUCUUCAUGAUGGGGGCCAUUCUCAGCAUCGUCGCCACCGUGCUCGGGAUCGUAUCUUACAUCAUGCUUUACGCGGCGGCGGCUGGUGCUACUACUACCAUGGGGGCCGUGGCGGGGCCGUCGUCGGCAGGCGAGAUCAGGCUUGACGGGAUCGCGAUCGGCCACCCUGUUGCUGCUCAACAACACGCACAAGCUGUGUAGAGGGCCUACUCUUGCUUCUACUCCCUCCGUCCGAAAAUACUUGUCGAAAAAAUAAAUGAAAAUGGAUGUAUCUAUAACUAAAAUACGUCUAGAUUCUCCGACAAGUAUUUCCGGACGGAGGGAGUACCAUCUAGACGGGUGGUGAAGAAUUGCAAGCCCAUGUUACAUGGGGUGAUGCCCCAAGUGAUACCAUUUUUUCUGACCGUUAUUUCAGUAUGAUUUUUAAACUUCGGCUGACUGCAUACAGUCAAAGGAAGACGACAGCCAACAUGAUUUUUGAUGUAAUAUUA
Triticum aestivum (bread wheat) is the source of this 976-nucleotide messenger RNA. RefSeq lists its product as uncharacterized. Lineage: Eukaryota; Viridiplantae; Streptophyta; Magnoliopsida; Poales; Poaceae. Bases 57 to 686 code for a protein of 209 amino acids. The record is from RefSeq and is a predicted model, not a curated record. The transcript has 3 exons.